UGGCGCUGCACCUCAUUUUAUAGUAUCUUUGGACUAGGCUGCUCUUUCGACAAGGCCUUUGUCGAGUCUUUCUUUUUGAGACAGCCGAAUUGUAAUUACGUGUUGUGGAUUUUCCCUUGUCUGAAGAAUCUAUUUCCAUCAGGCAUUUACUUAGAUCUAAAAGUGUUGAAAAAUGACUGAAACGCUUCAGCUGAGGGGCACGUUGCGUGGCCACAAUGGAUGGGUUACUCAAAUCGCCACGAAUCCGAAAUAUUCUGAUCUAAUUUUGUCUGCUUCGCGUGACAAGACUUUAAUAGUCUGGAAGUUAACUCGUGACGAAGCUAACUACGGUAUCCCUCAAAAGCGCCUUUACGGGCAUUCUCACUUCAUCAGCGAUGUUGUCCUUUCCUCUGAUGGCAAUUACGCACUCUCCGGCUCCUGGGACAAGACCCUGAGAUUGUGGGACUUGGCUGCCGGUCGUACCACCAGGAGAUUCGAAGAUCAUACUAAGGAUGUUCUAAGCGUCGCCUUUUCAGUUGACAAUCGCCAAAUCGUGUCCGGAUCGAGGGACAAGACCAUCAAGCUUUGGAACACCUUAGCUGAGUGUAAGUACACGAUCCAGGAUGAUGGACACAGCGAUUGGGUUAGUUGCGUGCGUUUCUCUCCAAAUCAUUCGAAUCCCAUCAUCGUCUCUGCUGGCUGGGAUCGAGUUGUCAAGGUAUGGAAUUUGACCAACUGUAGAUUGAAGAUCAAUCAUAAUGGUCACUCUGGUUACCUGAACACCGUAACUGUAUCUCCUGAUGGGUCCCUCUGUGCAUCGGGUGGCAAGGAUUGCAAGGCCAUGUUGUGGGACUUAAACGAUGGAAAACACUUGCACACAUUGGACCAUAAUGACAUCAUAACUGCCUUGUGCUUUAGUCCCAACCGUUAUUGGCUGUGCGCUGCUUUUGGACCCUACAUCAAGAUUUGGGAUCUUGAAAGCAAAGAAAUGGUUGAAGAGCUAAAACCAGAAAUCGUGUCUGCAACGAGUAAGGCUGAGCCUCCUCAGUGCUUGUCUCUGGCCUGGUCUACUGAUGGCCAAACUCUAUUUGCCGGUUAUUCUGACAACACUAUCCGAGUAUGGCAAGUUUCUGUCUCCACGCGAUAGAUCCUUUUUGUAUAAAAUUGCGAAAAAUAAACGUUCUUGAUUAAAG
Belonocnema kinseyi is the source of this 1172-nucleotide messenger RNA. RefSeq names its product guanine nucleotide-binding protein subunit beta-like protein (gene Rack1). Gene Ontology annotation, biological process: positive regulation of protein phosphorylation; rescue of stalled cytosolic ribosome. Gene Ontology annotation, molecular function: ribosome binding; protein kinase C binding; translation regulator activity. The coding region runs from base 173 to 1126 and encodes 317 amino acids. Gene Ontology annotation, cellular component: cytosol; nucleus. The record is from RefSeq and is a predicted model, not a curated record. The transcript has 5 exons. NCBI's taxonomy places the organism in Eukaryota, Metazoa, Arthropoda, Insecta, Hymenoptera, Cynipidae.